This is a messenger RNA of Schistosoma mattheei, 1033 nucleotides long. NCBI's taxonomy places the organism in Eukaryota, Metazoa, Platyhelminthes, Trematoda, Strigeidida, Schistosomatidae. The record is from the annotation of a GenBank genome assembly.
CUAGCUAAUCCAUAAAUAAGAAUAUGCCCUGGUCACCAUAACAACAAUCCAAACAUAAAUCUAUCUAUAAAUAUAUGUGUAAUGUAAAAAACAAGCUAAAGUUUGUAAUCUAAUAUAAUCAACUGUUUAAUGAGGAUGGUAUUGUAGUGAACAAGAAUACCAGUGGGGAUGAUCGAAUGUAUCUGAACACAGGUACUACAGAAAAUCUUACUAAAAUACGAGAACCAUACAGUAAAUCGUCAAUUUGCAAAAUAUCAAUCCAUUGUCUCCAACUUCACUGUUCCUUUGAAAAAUCUCAGUCCAUCGUCUCAGAUUUCAUUGUUCAUGUAUUUUCAUACCAAUUCCUUUCCAUUACUGUUCGCUCCUUCUUGAUCUUCUAUUGAAAUACAUUCUAUUUCUGAGUAUCGUUUUAUACUACUUAUGUGGAUAUAAGUAGCUCAAAACAUAAAUCAUUCAAUUAAAAAUACAUAAAAAUAAACUUUCAAAUUUAAUGUCAACAUCUUCAAUUGAUUAUUUUGAUUCUAUUAAUAAUAUUCCAUCAAAUCAUCCAAUAUUCACUAAAACACCGAAUGUUUCACCAGCCAAUUCAUGUUCUUCACUAAAUUCAUAUGAUUAUACUAAUCCAAUUCAAUAUAGAAAUCAACAGAAUAAACAAUUUCAUUCAAUGUUUAGACAAAAAAAUAAAAAAAUAAUUUGUAAUUUAUUACCGAACCAAUGGUCAUUUACAAAUAAUGUAAGUAAUAUGUCUUAAGUUAAUACUGAUGUUCCCUGUUAUAAUUAGAAUACAAAUCUAAACAAUACCUUAGCAACAAUUAGCAAUCAAUGAUGUUUGUUGUUUAGGAAACAUGUUGUUAUAAAUUGAUAUAAAUGUGAAAAUGAGCUGUAACAGAUUCAGAUUGAUGGAUAUACUGUUAAUCAUGUGACCUUUUGACUUUUGGAUUCAGCUUUGUGUAAUUUUGUGGGUACAAAUUAUUAUGAUUCUUUUAAAUAUUCAAUCGUUUCUCAAUUCAGUAAAUCAGUCAGCUACAACAUA